Messenger RNA from Pygoscelis adeliae (Adelie penguin), 1128 nucleotides. RefSeq names its product isthmin 2 (gene ISM2). Lineage: Eukaryota; Metazoa; Chordata; Aves; Sphenisciformes; Spheniscidae. The transcript has 7 exons. The record is from RefSeq and is a predicted model, not a curated record. The coding region runs from base 1 to 1128 and encodes 375 amino acids.
AUGAAGCGCCACGUGCCACCACAGCAGCAGCAGUGGUUAGAGCCACUGGCAGCGCUGGCGCGGGGGCUGAGGCAGAGCGGGCAGGCUGGCCCGCGGCGGCACAGGCGCCGCGGGAUGGCUCAGCAGGCUGCCAGGAGCCUGGCGGUGCCCCAGCCCAGCAGCGCUGGCCGGGAGGAGAGCCUGCCCUUCGUGCUGGACCUGCAGAGCUUGCCAGGGCUGGCCAACGUGGACCUGAGCGCCCAGAACCCCAACAUCCAGGUGACCAUCGAAGUGGUGGAUGAUCCUCAGGCCGAGAUGGAGAUGGACUUGUUGAAGGAGACAAGCAAUGACUGGUCCCUGACAUCCUCUGAGUGGUUGUCCCACAAGGACCUCUUCUGGCCCCUCUUCUGGGAAUACACCGACCCCUCUGAGGAGGAGGAGGAGGAGGAGGAGGAGGAGGAAGAGGAUGACAACCUGGAUGUGGGGGACAGGGAGGAGGAAGAGGAAGAGGAGGAGGAAGAUUACACAGCAGAGUAUGAGGAGGAGGAGUCCAUGCUUAGUGGAGUGGGAGGUGACUGGGACCAGCGGUGGCCUGGGCAGAAGAACUGGAUCUUUAAGGAAAAAUAUAAUUAUGACUAUGAAGAUGAGGAGGAGUGGAGCCCGUGGUCCCCUUGCAGCAUCACCUGUGGCAGCGGCAACCAGAAGAGGACCCGGUCCUGUGGCUACGCCUGCACAGCGACAGAGUCAAGGACCUGCGACCUGCCACGCUGCCCUGGAGCAGAGGGGGAAAUGGUCUUCCCCACAGAGGAGAUGCCUUUCAAAAGCGACAACACCACAGAGCUGUUCAACUCAGAGGUGGACAGCUGUGAGAAGUGGCUGAACUGCAAGAGCGACUUCCUCACCAAGUACCUGAGCAAGGUGCUGACGGACCUGCCCAGCUGCCCCUGCUCCUACCCGCUGGAGGCCGUCUACAGUGCCGUCAACCUGCCACUGUUGGACCAAAAAACAUCUGUCUGGGUGCAGAGGUCCUUGGUUGACUGUCCUGUGCUAGGUCUGUCCUUCUUGCAGGAGCUUUCUCCAGGGCCAGUGAAUAUCCACGGACUGAUAGCUCUUUGGAGAGUCUUUCUGGGAGCGUCUUAUAUACGUUGA